Molecule: messenger RNA, 750 nt
Organism: Schistocerca gregaria
Lineage: Eukaryota; Metazoa; Arthropoda; Insecta; Orthoptera; Acrididae
Exons: 2
Coding region: 1-750 (249 amino acids)
Source: RefSeq, a predicted model, not a curated record
AUGAUUUUACUAAAUUUAAUUCUGCCCAAAGUCAGUGCACAGAGAGAGGUUGCUCUCACUGUCAUCACAUCAGGCAUUUCAGUGACAUUACUUGAGGGCCAAAGGACUGCUCAUACUGUACAUAAGCUACCACUUGACAUAUUGAGACACAGUGUGCACAAGGGUGUCAUUGAGGCACUGGAUAUAACUUUGAGAAAUAUCAGAGGUAACAAGAACAUGAUGGGUGACAGUGGUAUUCCUCUAUGCAGACUUUCAAGAAAUGAUGCCACUCAUCGCAAAGUCUAUGUCUGCGACACAUGUGUACGAAAUUCAUUUCUGUGGCGUCAAGUGCAGAAAGUGUUACUGAAACAAAACAUGGGAGUGUUUCUAUGGGAUGACACUGCAGAGAUGUUCUUGGAACAGUUAUUAGCAGCUGGAGAAGAAAAAAUGCCUGUCAACACAACUGGCACUGUGCACCUGACAUCCAGUCUUCGCACUGUGGUAACUUCCACUGCAGAGCUCAUCGAUGGUUACCCAGAUAUUGUGAAUAACUUUCACAUUAUGCAAUGGUUGGGAGAGAAGGCAAUUCUUGCACCCAGUAAUGACACUGUCAAAGAUGUAAAUAGUUACAGAAUAUAUGUUGUUGGUGCUGCAGUGGAUGUCAACAAGGCUAUACUGUUUCUGGCGGAGUUUCUGAACUCACUUGAUCCUGCUCGUCUACCACCACACUGUGUUGCACUCAAAGUGGGCACACCUAUCACAUUUCUUUGA